Molecule: messenger RNA, 1719 nt
Organism: Charadrius vociferus (killdeer)
Lineage: Eukaryota; Metazoa; Chordata; Aves; Charadriiformes; Charadriidae
Gene: ADAD1
Product: adenosine deaminase domain containing 1 (testis-specific)
Exons: 10
Coding region: 1-1719 (572 amino acids)
Biological process (GO): RNA processing; adenosine to inosine editing
Cellular component (GO): nucleolus; cytoplasm
Molecular function (GO): tRNA-specific adenosine deaminase activity; double-stranded RNA binding; double-stranded RNA adenosine deaminase activity
Source: RefSeq, a predicted model, not a curated record
AUGUUUGCAAAAACGUGCAAACAGGAGUUUGCAACACGUCGUAUCUCUACUGUUAAUUUAGGUUGGUCAAAAAUGAGUAGCAGCGAUGGCUGGUUUCCGAGUGCUGGAAUACCCGCCCUUGACCCCAUACAAAAGAAGACUUUGCCAGCAGGGGCUCCGAGGCAGCCACCUUCAGAGAAGCUUUCUCAGUCUGAGGCGGUAAGGCCAAAACUUCCACCUUCCGAGAGGUGCAGUGCACCAAAGGUGAUGCAAAAUCCAGCGGCCCGUGCGCCCCCAUUAUCAGCCUUUCCUCCAAAGAAAACCCUGGAGGAACUUAUUGCAAGAUAUAAACAGGGAGUAAUAAACCCAGUAUCUGCCUUGCAUCAGUUUGCACAAAUGCACCAUGUACAACUUGAAUUGAAAGAAACUAGUGUGGCAGGCAAUAUCAUAAGGCCUUAUUUUGCCUUUUGUGCUGUGGUAGAUGGUGUUAGCUACAAGACUGGACUGGGGAAAAACAAGAAGGAAUCUAAAUUAGAUGCAGCUAAACUGGCUCUUGAUGAGCUACUUAACUUGGAGCAUACAGAGGCAAAAGCUUCUGAAAAGUCAGAAGGAAGACAGCUUAUAUAUCAAAAACUUUCAGAAGCAAUUAAAGAAGUAUUUAACAGCCUGACUACCAACCAUCCUGAGUACCAAAGUUGUGGCAGUUCACUGGCUGCCUUCAUCAUUGAAAAAGGUGGACAGUAUGAAGUCGUAGCUCUAGGAACAGGAGAAUGUAAUUACAGUCAGUGCUUUCAACCUUGCGGAAGAGUGUUGCAUGACAGCCAUGCCAUUGUUAUUGCAAGACGUUCUCUACUUAGAUAUUUUUAUAGACAUCUUUUGCUGUUCUAUAAUGAAAAUCCAUUGAGGACAGAGAAAUCCAUAUUUUGCACAGCACCUGGCUCAAAGUUGCUCGCCCUAAAGCAAAAUACAACUAUCUUUCUCUACAUGAAUCAACUUCCAAAGGGAACUGCUCAGUUAAAAUCACAGAUACAUCUUAAUCCACAAUCUAUAUCUGCAUAUGAAACUAAUGAAGAACUGAGCCUCCAUGUUGCGAUAGAAGGCAAGAUUUACCUAACUGCUUGCUGUCCACCUAAAACCAUUAGGGCAAGCAGUAUGUCAGCUAGUGACAAAUUAACAAAAUGGGAAGUGGUUGGUAUUCAGGGAGCGUUGCUGAGUCACUUCAUUGAACCAGUGUAUAUCAGCAGUAUUCUUGUAGGAAAUGGAAAUUGCAAGGAUACAAGAGGGCUAGAAAUAGCUGUAAAACAGCGUGUUGAUGAUGCACUUACAUCAGAGCUUCCCAUGCCUUAUCUGGUCAACAGAUCUCAUACUUACUUGGUGAACGCUGCACACCCAAUUGAAGUGGACAUUCAGCAGUGGUUUCUUAGUUUGAAUUGGUCGUUGUCAGAUGCAUCACUGGAGGUUGUGGAUGGAUUAAAUGGAAAAACCACCGAAAGUUCACCGUUCAAAAGUGGCACUUACAUGGCAAGUCGGCUUUGCAAGGCAGCAAUGUUUAGUCGUUUCAGAUUGCUUGCUAAGAAAGCAGAACGGAAUGAUUUGCUUCAAGUUGCAACGUACCAUGAAGCUAAGAUUCAAUCUGAAUUGUACCAAAAAGCUAAAAACAUGCUGCAAAACUACUUAGAGCAACAUAGUUAUGGAUCCUGGAUUGUGAAGUCUCCACAUAGCGAACAGUUCAGUGACUGA